CCUUCGUCGAUUUGUUCCUGGAAAUCCAAUGGGAGAAAAUUGAAUUAAUUGUUUUCUUCAAUUUCUGAUUGUUUACAUUUGAAAAAAGAGGAAAACAUAUGAUUUCGGAUCACAUGUUUACUAUUACAAUUUCUUGGUUUCUUGUGUUUACUUUUUGUAGUUGUUCAAUUUUGUUGUUUUUAUGUUAAAAUUGUAUUAAUUUUAUCAUUUAAUUGUUAGUUUGGUCUUUCCAGUGAUAACCAAACUAUUUUGUAAAAACUGAUUCUUAUUUUUGUUGUUGAGAUGAACUGCUGAUUUAGAUGAACUAAAUUGUGAUACUGGUUUUCUAAGAAUUUAAUUAUGACAAUUACUAAAUUAUCCAGAUCAAGAUUAUCGUUUCUUCCUGGACAUUUGUUAUUAAGAACUUUAAAGACUAAUGUUGAUUAUCGUGAUAAAGUAUUUAGUUCAUCGGUUAUCAUUUCUACAAAUGAUAACAUUUACCAGAAUUUAGCUUUAGAGGAUUGGCUUUACACUGGAUAUGGUAAAUUGAAACAAUCAACUAAUUGGUAUCAUUUGUUGCUCUGGUUUAAUCAACCUUGUGUCGUAAUUGGUAGACAUCAAAAUCCAUGGAAUGAGAUUCAUGUUAAUCAAUGUUCAAAGCUUAAUUUACCAAUUGCCCGGCGGAACAGUGGAGGUGGAACUGUUGUCCAUGAUCUGGGUAACCUUAAUCUUUGUUUUCUUUCUGAUAAAAAAUCUUACAAUCGCCAGCAAAACAAUCAACUAAUCAUCCGAACCUUGGAUAAAUAUUAUGGAAUCAAAUGUGAAAUAUCAACGGAAAAUCUAAUCACUUCUAAUGGAGGAUUCAAAGUAUCAGGAACAGCGUCUAAAUUAAGCUCAACCUCAGCUUAUCAUCAUUGUACUUUAAUGGUUAAUGUUGAUUUAUCUUUAAUGGUUAAAGUGACCAAAACUGAUUGUCCACUAAUUGAAAAUAAAGCAACACCAAGUGUUCAUGCAUCGGUGGAAAAUUUAUCGUCUCUGAACUCAACAAUCAACAUGGAUAAUUUAAUUGGUAACAUUUCCACUGAAUUUAUCAAUGAAUUUGGUGAUCAUGGAAUCAUUCAUGUUAAUCCUGAUGAGAAACAAUUUGAUUCCAUUGGUGAAAUUUAUGAUAAUUUAAUCGAUUGGAAAUGGAUUUUUGGUAAAACACCGAAAUUCGAAGUCAAAGGUCAAUCAAUCGAUGGAAUUUCUUGUAAAUUAACAGUUAAUCAUGGAAUCAUCGACAAUGUUGAAACUGUCCCACCAAUGAACUUUUCAUUGCUCGAAGGAAUCAGAUUUGUAAAGGAAGAUGUUGUUUCUCAAUUUAUUUGUAAUGAAACAAAUUCUGAAUCAAAUUAUUCAGCUGCCAAAUCUUUGAUAAUCGAGUUGAUAGAUCAAGUUUAUUCUUGAAAUUUGAUUAAAAUGGUGUCAUUAA
Messenger RNA from Panonychus citri (citrus red mite), 1450 nucleotides. Its product is annotated as lipoyltransferase 1, mitochondrial-like. NCBI's taxonomy places the organism in Eukaryota, Metazoa, Arthropoda, Arachnida, Trombidiformes, Tetranychidae. Gene Ontology annotation, molecular function: lipoyltransferase activity. Gene Ontology annotation, cellular component: mitochondrion; cytoplasm. Gene Ontology annotation, biological process: protein lipoylation. The record is from RefSeq and is a predicted model, not a curated record.